Molecule: messenger RNA, 2283 nt
Organism: Bacidia gigantensis
Lineage: Eukaryota; Fungi; Ascomycota; Lecanoromycetes; Lecanorales; Ramalinaceae
Exons: 4
Coding region: 1-2283 (760 amino acids)
Biological process (GO): poly(A)-dependent snoRNA 3'-end processing; U4 snRNA 3'-end processing; TRAMP-dependent tRNA surveillance pathway
Cellular component (GO): nuclear exosome (RNase complex); cytoplasmic exosome (RNase complex)
Molecular function (GO): RNA binding
Source: RefSeq, a predicted model, not a curated record
AUGACUUCCCUUCUCGCGUCUGAGAUAACUGGUGCAGACUCUGAGAGUAUCAUCCUUGACCAGGCUAGCGAAGCAGAGGUGAACAAUUACUGGUCCCUGAAUUACGACGAAUGGGGGGACAAUCGUUCCGAAGCAUUUCAUAUUGCAAAAGAGAAACAUCUUUGUAACCAGAGGCUAACAAGAGACGGUUGCAUCACUCACUGGGUGCUCGUUGACAAAUCACGCUCAACAGAAGGCCGUUGUGUGCUCGCACACUGCGACACCAUCAAAAAAAGAGCGUUCAUUGCGUCGAGAAACGAGCUUGGCGGCUCAAUAGUAGAGGAUAAAGUUGUGUUCGGCAUCUAUGGUGUCUUCACAUUUGUUCAAUAUCGGAGAAGAGGACAUGAUGAGCUGAACGAUCUGAAAAAGGAAUUUUACGAACGACUUGGCUACAAAGCCUACCCCUCGACUCAUAUUUCUCUCACCGUCGUCGCUCCCGAAUUUCAUUCUACCGAUGAUAAAUCAAUGCUCUCAACGUUCGACGGUAUCUCCAUCGUCCCAAUGCAUGCCCCUGAUCUUUCUAACAUCUGCCUCCGGGAUACGGCGCUUCUUGGAGAACGCCUCCAGCAAAUGUCAUUUCCCGAAGGCGUGAGUUACCGCAUAGCACUCUUUCCAGAUGAGGACACAAUGCUAUGGCACCAUUCGGGUGAAGAAAUAUUUGGGGAACAUUUCCUUAACAUUUGCUCAAAUACUAGUGUGAAAGGCGUUAUGGCAGAGACAAAAGAGGGCAGAUUGUGGUGUAUAUGGGUAAGGGACUAUGAUCGUGUGAAGGAGAAGAACGUGUUACAUAUCCUACGUUUUGUUAUCGAGGAAGAGAACAAAGAAGAGGACGCAACAGUGAUGGAGCGGAGAAGGGCGAACGAAGGUCAAGGAGGGAUUGAGACUGGCAUCAGGGAGAUAUUGAAAGAAGCGCAGAAGCAGGCGGGAUUGAGUGGGUUGGUGAAAGUGGAGAUAUGGAAUCCUGAGGAGAGGGUAGUCAAAAUUGCCCAAACGAUGGACCAGCGUGUAAAAAUGGAAGAGAGGGAUUAUGGAGUGAGUUGCUUAAGGGGCUAUGGUGGGUUUGUGGGAGGUGGGCUGGAAUGGGUGGAAGAUCAGGGAACAUCAGAGAUCAUUGUCAUGACUUUCACCAUAAGCCACGCUCUCCCCGCCCAGUCUACGCAGACCUCAUCUCCCCCAUCCUCCCCCUCUUCAUCAUCCGGCUCCGAAUCCUCCUACCCGCGCCCCACCAAGCGCCCACGGCUCGGUCACAACGCAAUUGUCACCCCAGGCGAGCUCGUAACCACCGACCCCCAAUGGAUGCGCGGCCACGGCACAUAUCACCCUCCCCUCUCUUCUGACACCCCUUCCUACGAGCCCAACACCAUCCUCUCCUCCCUCGCAGGCACCCUCACGCGAACGAACAAACUCCUCUCCAUCUCCCCCCUCCGCAGCCGCUACACCCCCGAAAUCGGCGACCUCGUCAUCGGCCGCAUCGUCGAAGUCCAGACGCGGCGGUGGAAAGUCGACGUUUCCGCGCCGCUGCUGGCGCAUCUCCCGCUCUCAGCGAUAAAUCUUCCAGGGGGUAUAUUGAGGAGGAGGACCGCGACGGAUGAGCUUGCCAUUAGGAGUUUCUUUCGAGAGGGGGAGUUGAUCUUGGCCGAGGUGCAGAGUGUGCUUGGUGAUGGGGCGGCGAGUCUACAUACGAGGAGUUUGCGGUAUGGAAAGUUGAGGAAUGGGGUUUUUAUGUCGGUGGCGGGGCAGGGGGGUAGGACGGGCGGGGUGGUCAGGGCGAGGAGGCAGAUGUGGACUGUGAGUAUGGAGAAGUUUGGGAAGCCGGAGGCUGGAGAGGUGGAGGUGUUUUUGGGUGUCAAUGGGUUUGUGUGGAUUUGUAAGCAGGGAAAGGGGGUGGAUGCUGCUGGGGAUGGAGAAGGUGUGGAGGGUGGGCCGAUGAGUGGCGGUCAGAGGAUCGGGAUUAGCAAUUUGGAAGAGAAAGUGGGGGAGGGCAUGUAUGAGGCUAGAAACGAGGCGGUGGGAGCUGAGACGAGAAGGGAAAUUGGGCGGUUGGCAGGGUGUGUGAGGGCGCUUGUUGAUGGGGGUGUCAGAGUAGAUGAGGAUAUGGUUAUGAUGGCUUAUGAGGCUGCUGUUGAAUCAGAGGGAGAGGAUAUGGAUGAAGAUGCCGAGGAGGAAGAAGCAGGGGAUUACUUAGGCGGGGAGAAAGGGAGUAGAGUUGUGGGGGAGGUUUUGACUCGCUUGAAGGCGAGAUAG